Messenger RNA from Anguilla anguilla (European eel), 1429 nucleotides. RefSeq lists its product as uncharacterized. The transcript is spliced from 4 exons. Bases 254 to 673 code for a protein of 139 amino acids. Gene Ontology annotation, biological process: signal transduction. Gene Ontology annotation, molecular function: protein binding. The record is from RefSeq and is a predicted model, not a curated record. NCBI's taxonomy places the organism in Eukaryota, Metazoa, Chordata, Actinopteri, Anguilliformes, Anguillidae.
UCUUGGGAAAUAUGUCAUAAAGAUGGGGGACCUGUCCAUUUGUAUUUGUAUUAAAAAAUGACUCUGCUGUGCAGCAGGUAAUCAUGGGUAAGUCAGUCUAUUCAGGCUGCAUGAGGUUUCUUUAAUUUUUAACAGGGCAAAGUGUUAUUGUAAGAUCUCUAUGGAAACGAUGUGUUGAUAUGUUGGCACAGUUUGUAGCAGUUUUCAGACUGGCUUGACAGAACUGCCAUACUGUCUAAACUGGAGGAACAAAAUGCCGAACAGAGCUCAGGAGGAUGCGGUUAUUAACCUGAAGUCGGUCCAGGAUCUGUCGCGGUACCUGGGCUUUGAGUGGCCGGUUCUGGCCUACGAGCUGGGCUUCACUCGGGCGGAACUCAGGCGGUUCCACACGGUAGCGGCAGAGAAGAAGGCCCAGGCCAAGAGCAUGCUGGAGUGCUGGUACAGCAGGUCGUGGGACAAGCCCAAUAAGACCAAGCUCCUGCGGGACGCUUUGGAGCGGGCGGGGCGGAGGGACCUGUCGGACCGCCUGCUGUGUAUUCACUGGGGGCACCAGAAGCUGAGCUCCAGGGUGGAGCUGCCCGCGGCCUUCCCCUUCAUCAUCACCGUGCACAAAACCAUAGACAACCACGAGGGCCUGCGCAGGAUCAACGAGCUCAACCGCCGAUAUACCUAACUGUCCCUGUAACCCACGUCAUCACGUUGACUGAAGAGGUCUCUCUUAUCAGCUCAAAUGAAAAAAAGGCUCAUAGAAGGCUUUUCCUUCUUUCACAAAAAAGGUCUAUUCAACUGCAAUUUUCUUCUAGUCUGAAGAUUUGAGUGGAAAUUUUAAAAUUCUGUUUUGAUUGCUGUAGCCAAUUUAUAGUGUGCUUGGACUGAUUUUAAUGGAACACGUUUGGCUUGGAAAUGGGUUAAUACAGUACAUGCGUUGAACAGUUAAAGAAUAUAUCCAGCCAGUACUGUGCUGUUAAGGUGAUUUUCAAAAUUACAUUCUUGAACCUCAAAGUCAGUUGGCUCCAUUGCUGAAUUAUUUCUGGAUUGUAUUAAUCAGAAUAUUUUGUGCUAAAAAAAAAAAAAACUAUUCCCCAAGGAUGAAUAAUAUAUACAGUCAUCUGUAUUUUUGUCAGUGGCUGCAACACAGCUGUAAUCGCUGUUGUCUUUCCCAUGUGGAGGUCAGCAGAAAGGCAGAGUUUGACCUUAAUCCCUUGGAAAAUCUGUUCAAAAUCGAAUUUGAAAAUGGGAAGCUUACACUAAAUUGUGUGCUUGUUUGUUUUCUUUCAAAUGAAGGAUAAGCACCUGAAUCAAAUAUGCCUACAAAAUGUGAUAAUUUGAUGGUUGUCUUGCGAUACAACCAACCUUCUUAAUUUCAAUUCCCUGUUUUAGCUAAAUACUUUUUGCAAAUACUUUGUCAAAUAAAUGCGCGUAAAUUCUA